This is a messenger RNA of Rhagoletis pomonella (apple maggot), 1102 nucleotides long. Its product is annotated as mediator of RNA polymerase II transcription subunit 15-like. NCBI's taxonomy places the organism in Eukaryota, Metazoa, Arthropoda, Insecta, Diptera, Tephritidae. The record is from RefSeq and is a predicted model, not a curated record. The coding region runs from base 114 to 584 and encodes 156 amino acids. The transcript has 3 exons.
GUGUUAAUUGUCCGUAAAGAAACAUAGCUAUUCUCCAAUAUGAAUGGAGAACGGCGCUAGGUUUAUUCCUGAUGUGGAACGUAAUCACAUACAUACAUACAUACAAUGCAUAAAUGUCAUUGUCUAAAAUUUUACUACCACGCGGCCAUUACGUAAGUUUGCUGGAACGGUUGGAUCACAUGAAUCAAAUUAGCCGUUCUGGUGGCCCUGGUGGGUCUUCCCAACAAAUGCAGUUAGGUCCAGGGCAGAUCCCGGGAGGGCCAAUGAACGUGAAUGCUAUGAAUUUACAGCAGAUUCAACAAAUGGAUCAACAGCAAAUGGCGCAAAUCAGCAUGAACCAUCAGCAAUUAAAUCAAAUGAUGAACGCACGUUUGAACGCUGCUGGUCCUAUGGGUACAAAUGCUGGUGCAGGAGCGCAAAUAUCAGUACCGAAGGGCUUGGAAUCAUCUGCGCAUCAGACAUUUGAGUCUGCUGUUGUUGCUGUUGAUUUUGUGCAGCCUACAUACCAGUGGCAGAUGGCACAGUACUUGGUGAAGGACUUUGCCGUAAGAACUGCUGCUACUGACCCGGAACACCACGAUUAACCUGAAACAUCUGGCCACCCUGACCUAUUGGCAUAUUUACCUUCUGUUGCAUAUUCUGGGAAAUACCUAUCAUUUGGCUGAUACCACUUUGCUGGCCAGCAUUUUGGGGCAUUGCACCACCCUGUUGACCUUGUGGUCCAUCAACAACAUUGCCUGGAUGCAUUGGGCCGUAAUCUAAAUCUGGGUGGCACUAUGUUUUAGUUUUAUUCUGGCCAUUACCACUAUCCGGCAACUAGGUAUGUAUAUUUUUAUAAUUAACAGCAGUGAAGGGGUCAUUUUAAAUUAACUGGAAAAUUAUUUGUUGGUGAAGGAGGGUUGAAGGUGUAGCUAUUGUUUAAGUUACACAGAUACAAAGAAUAUGUCUAACGAGCUAUUGAUUCCAAAUCUAAUUGCUUAUUACAUAUAUCUACACUAAAUUUGGUAUCGAAAUUUGGUUUGGCUUCGACGACGUCAAUUGGACAAGGCAAAGUUUUUUAUUAUUCAUUUUUAAAUACAAAUUAAGUUAUUUGCUGCAAUAU